Pocillopora meandrina is the source of this 10030-nucleotide messenger RNA. The record is from the annotation of a GenBank genome assembly. NCBI's taxonomy places the organism in Eukaryota, Metazoa, Cnidaria, Anthozoa, Scleractinia, Pocilloporidae.
AUGAGAAAAUCGAAGAAAGACAGUAAAGUUGCAGACGAAAACGAGAGCUCAAGGAAGCCUAAGGGACGCCGGGAGAGGUUUUGUAACCCUUUCAAGACUUCGAAGGAUGAGGAAUAUCCUGAUGGCAGAUACGAUCUACCUUUGGUCGAUUAUCAACCCGUGGCAAACCCCGAUAGGACCUUUGUGUACGAUGAUGGCGCUCUGGAAGUCAGCGACACUGGGGUAACCUCUGUGUCACCUCGUGCUCUGAAGAUUUUUGAAGCGAUUCGUGAAGAUGAAGUGGAACUGGUCCUGGAAGAGCUCAGUAACCUGCAAGACACUCAUGAGAUCGACAAGAAAGAUGGCCAUGGCUUCGCCCUUAUUCAUGUUGCAGCACGAUACAAUUUUAACAGAAUCGUCCACACUCUGUUAGAUUAUGGGGCGGAUAUAAACAUUGGUACCAGUCAGUUUAAGUGGACGCCUCUACACUUAGCCGCCAGGUGUGUUCAAAUUGAAAUGAAAUCCGCAACAGUUAAACUUACGUGCUUUGAAUUUAACAUUCGUUUUCUUUACAUGUCACCCGUUGAACAUUUACAUACGAUCACGAAAAAAAUCAAAACUCGUUUCUCUCCUCUGUACUUCGGUCAACAUAAAAGAUCAAAUUGCUGAUUUUAGAGAUUUAGCACGGGGAUGUUUUUUCCUCCACAAACAAACUGUUAUAUUUCGCUCUAAACGUCGCAUCUUUCUGUUUUGAAAUAUUAUUGUUUUGAUCUGCUUUGUUUGGUAACGCCAUCUUCAUAUGGCUCACUUGAGGUUUAGUAUUUCAUGUUAUCAUGUACUUGUUUUUAAAUCUGUAUUUCCGUUGAGCUCUGACAGGAUAAUGUGGGAAGAGUGAUCCUUUGGCCAAAGUGUUGAUAAAAAAAUACUGUAUUGUGUGCUUUGUUAAAAUUUUUUGACGAUCAAAAUUUUGACAGAUUAUGUAAAUUUACUGGAUAUUGGAUAUGGUUUUGGUUGUGAUUAGCAUAAUGCUGUAACUGAAAUAGGCUUAGUGGAAACUAUGAACAUUUAUAUCGUCGCUUCAGUUUAUAAGGGUCAAACUAUGGAUAUUUCAGAACUGAAUCCGUCAUACUUUUAAAAUAUGUUUUUCCUUUCUUUAUUUCUCUGGUUUUAUUGCCUUGGCCUGAAUAAUUUUUACGCCUAAGGAAUUUUUCGACUGUUCAAUAAUCUAACCGUUGCUUUUUAAGUUCGCCAUUUACAGUCUUGUAAAUUGUCGCUAUGCUUGCCGUUCUUCUUUGUAUUGGUAAUUUUUUCCCACCGAUUGUUAGCUUAAGCAAAUAACUAUUGCAAAGUUAAUCCCAUCCAAACACAACAGUCAAAAGAAACAACUCAAAAUGUCGAAAUUGUUCUUUGACUUUGCUAAGUUUGCUUUGAUUAUAAAGUCAUAAAAUUAAAGGUGUCACAUCUUUAAGACUUUGGAAAAUCGUCAAAUCCCAGUUGGCUGUGAAAUGUUCAGGCAAUAAGUAUCUAGAAGUGUAUUAUACUUGUAAAUUACAUAUAUGUAUUAUUAUGCUUCUUACUAUACUUUCACUUUUAUGGCACUUAUCACACAGGUUCAAUGGUCUCUCCACUGUAAACGUUCUUUUGCAACGAGGAGCAGACCCAUCCAUUAAAGGCAUCAAAGGAAGCACCCCACUGCACUUCGCAGCGCUCCGAGGAAACGAAGAGAUCGUAAAAGCUCUUCUGGAGCAUCCUUCAGUAAAGAUUGACGAAAAAGAUGGCUCAGGACAAACUGCUUUGCACCUAGCUUGCGGCGAAGGACAUAGCAAAGUUUCCCAAAUUCUCAUGAAUUAUGGAGCAGACAUUAGGGCAGUUUCGGCGGACCGGUCGACACCCCUCCAUAAUGCCAUUGUACAUGGACAUUCGCAGAUCGCAAGACUUGUAUUUAGGCGAGGUAGGGAGAUAUGUCUUACAACAUACUAAUCAUAAUUAUGGUAAUAAUGAUGAUAAUGAUAAUGGAGAUGAUCUCGUUUUUACUAGCCUCAGACAACGAUGUUGACACUAACACAAAGGAAAUGGUGGACAAUGAAGAUCUGCAGAAUAACACAGUUCUACAUUUGGCGGCGUGGAAUAAUGAUGUGAUAACCGCUGAACUUUGUCUUGAAAAUGGCGCUAACGUCAACUCGAAGAAAUGUGACGAAGCUAGUGCACUGCAUUUGGCUGCAAUCCGAGGGAACCUAGAGGUGGCUGAGUUGCUGAUAUCUCGAGGGGCUUUUGUUAACGUUAAAGACGGAGACUCCAAAACACCUCUUCACAGGUAUGUCCUUGAGAAUUACUUGCUUCUCCACAUUGUGUUUGCUGUUAGGGCAAGACUUUCCUCAAGCCUAACAUUUGGUUCCACAAAUGGAGCUGUUUUAAAGUAAAAUGCUUGUUAUGAAUAUUUGUUUCUUGAAGAAAGUAGAGAACUGAGUUAUUGAAGUUUAAGACUUGCUGAGAAACAUAGUGGUAUCCAGUACCACACAAACUCGUUCUCAGUGAGCUGUUAGUCAGUGGGAAGCACUAUGUGGAUGAGGCUGUGGUAGUGCUACCGAAACAGUCAUUCAGUAGGAGUCACAGUAAGCUGACGAGUUUUAAAGGCAACCAUUCAAUUACGUAGGUAACAUCAUGUCAUUAGUCGGACGAUCGUCAGCCAGACAGUUGUAGGCAUCAAGCUCGAUAACCUAAGUUUGUUUCCUGCUAAAUUUUGAUUACCAAUCCAUGGCGAAUUUACUAUUUCUCGGCAGGGCGGCUAUGUUCAACCAAACCAAAUUUAUUGAACUUCUUUUGGCGAAAGAUGCCAAGCUAAAUGCACGUGAUGGCGAAGGCCGCUCGCCAUUCCUGAAUGCAGUUGCUGCUGGUCACGUUGAAGCAGCCAGGGCUCUCCUCCAACAUGGAGCUGACAUCUCUGCAACUGAUUUGCUCAUGAAGACUUGUGUUCACCUCGCGGUAGAGAAUGAACGGCUCAAGAUGCUUGCUAUGCUUUUAGAGACUCGCGCGGGUACUAAUAAUUUGUCCAAAGCAGAUCUGUGGGAUAGGGUCCCUUUACACAGUGCUGCCAUUACAAAAGACAUAAAGGUAAAGAGAACUGCGGUGUAAAUGGUUCAUGAAUAGUCGCAAAGUAGUCUUCUUUCUGUAUACACAGUUGAUGUCUCUGCUACAGUCAUUUAUCAAAACAAUAAUCACGGCCGAAUUAAAUAUAGUAUAUACAAACUCGAUCGCCAACCAAGCUCCAAAUAUACAUUAUCCCUUUGUUAACCAUUCCCCGCUUUCGACAUGGCUGAUCCUAGCUGCUGGUAAAAUGUUUGCCACAUAUGAACCGAGUAUUUGGCAUAGCUCGUCGUGAGUUUCCAGUGACGCAUAGAUAAGUGAAAUAACCAUAACAUUGGAGGCUCGGAGAUUCCAAUCCUUAUUGAGGCCCAUACCUUUCUUUUCAUUCCUUUAAAAGUAAUCUAUAUUAUGUGUUAUGUUUAAAGUAAAAGCCCGAUGAAAUAACUUCUUAAUAAUGUGUCUAUCGUACAGAUUCUAGAGCUGAUAUUAUCCAAGCAGAAGCAAAUGUCCUACCGAGAUGUGAAUCAGAAAACCCCUGUCCAUCUCGCUGCAGAAUCGUCUUCAUCUAAACACGUUGACUUGUUAAUGAAGCGGAUGUGUGGCGUUAACGAUCGAGACGACCUUGGGCGAACCCCCCUUCAUUGUGCGGCCAGGAAAGGACAGCGGUAACAAAAUAAUCGAUUAUUUUUACAUCACAUUCGGUGUUAAGCGACGUACGGAAUUAAAAACUUUACGAAAAAGAUUUCGUUCAAUGCAAGCUAUUACAACAGCUACAAGGUGAUCAAUGUAGUCUUACUGAUCUCUAAUUAUCGAAAUAUGAAAAAUCAUUUCUUACGACAUUCUAUUUCCACUGGCAAUCUGUUUUCUGUGAGUUCUUAUUUAGUAAUUCCCGAUUCUUAAGUUUCUGAUAAAGCCACCUUCCAUUGCCUCUUUCGACUACAGUUUUUUUUUUGUUGACACUAAAACGGAGGAUUACGUGAGCUUGGGUCGCGUAGGAUAAGACAUGAAAAAACCUACUUAUAAAUGGAGAGAAACGUAGAAACCCAGUAUAUUUUUUUCAAUCUCAAGGGUGCAGUCUAAUAGCAGUCCAACGGUCUAGUGCUAAAUUUACUGUAAGUGACUUUUAACUUCGAGUUACGAAUCUUUAGGGGCCUUUGUGGGUGUAACCACCAAUGAAAUAAUGCUUUUUGUGUUUUGCUCAUUGCCAUGUAAUUGAUUCCAUCUUCAUAGGAAAGCUUGUACAGUACUCUUGAGUAUGGGAGCUGAAAUUAACUGUAGAGACAACAAUUUCCAAACUCCGUUGAUGUUGUCAGUGAAGGGAAACCACGCCAAAUGUGCCGAGCUUUUGCUUGACCACAAAGCUUCUGCCGACCUUUGGGACAACGAUGGUGACUCUGCAUUACACAUGGCAUGCGGGCAGGGGCGUGGAGCUAUCGUGGAACUUCUUCUGGACCGCGGAGCAAGCGUAGUGCUAUUAAAUAAUAGAGAUCAUGCAUGUUUGGAAACGGCAGCUAAAGCGGGCUCCUGCGAGGUCGCCAUGGUAUUUGUGAAGCACAAAAGGUCAGUUUUUUGUCGUUGUAGUGCUUAAAGAAACCAUAGAUGUGGUGAAUUAUCAAAUAAUGCUUUUUUCCGAUACACCAAUUCCAAAUGAGUAACCGGUUACAGAGGUUACAGAGGAACCCCAAAAGACAACCGAAUCUCCUUAAAUAUAACGACUUUUAAAUUUUCACCCAAAAUGUUUGUGUAGUAUGGUGCAACAAUAUUUUUCUGGUUUCCUGACGCUUAACUCUUCUAUUUAAUUGUUUGCUGUUUAUCCUUUUAAGGUGGACAGAAUUGGAAAAUUACAAAACAUCAACAGGCCAAGAUGCCAUGUCACUCCUUGUUGAGAAUUUUCCAGAUGCAGCUGAAGUUUUGCUCAAUCAUUGCGUGCAUCACUCUCCGCGCCUCAACGUUUCCGAUCCAGACUUUGCGGUUACGUAUAAUUUUAAAUAUCUGGAUCCUGGCCCAGACGUUCAAGAUUGCUGUAGAAGAUCCAGAUUCUCAGCUCUUGAAGCCAUGAUCAAGCACAAUCGGCAGAGGCUCCUUCUUCAUCCACUCACGCUGAAGUUCAACCAAAGGAAGUGGAGCACAUUAGGAAGAUAUGUGUUCAUCUCCGAUUUUUUCACAUACCUCUUAUUGAUGAUACUCAUCACUGCAUUUAUAGUUGUUCAGAGGGAGGGCCAAAAUUUCAGACCAGUGAAGAGACAAAUGCCAAGGCCAAGGCAACUUAAAAACGCGAUGGAGGAUGAUGAAGACGACUACAAGCCUAAACCCUCUGAUAUUUAUCCGACGAAAACACCUUUUACGCAAGCUGCACCAGUUAUAAUUAUGAUAUUAUCCUUAUUCCAUAUCAUUAAAGAAUUUUUCCAGAUUUAUGUUCAACGCUGGAAUUACUUUAAGGACGCGUCCAAUUACCUUGACUGGAUUCUAUAUUUCUCUGCUGCAAUUUUUAUGGUUCCCUACCUUACUACAGGAGAAAACCUCGACGAUUGGUUUGCAAGCAUUUCUGAUCCACGCUUACUCUGGACAACUGGAAUUUUCGCAAUCUUCGUGUGCUACAUGAACAUGAUGCUCUUUCUCAGGAGGUAUCGUUUAUUUGGCACUUACAUCUCAAUGUACAUUGAAGUGACUAAGACGGUUUUCCAGGUGUUGCUGGUUUUUAUUUUUCUCCUCUUUGGGUUUGCCCUGGUGUUCCACAUCCUCUUCAAAGAGCAGGUAGGGUGCAUCAUAUUUUUAUCUUCUUCAGCAAAUUACUGACGUAUUUUUCGCAAGCUACGCAAUAGAAGCGUGCCAGUGGUUGGGAAUCAUUGUUAACAAAGCGCUCAAGAAUAGUCAGAUAUAACAUUAUGGGAUUGAACUAGGAUGGCAAAGGAAGAAAAUUUUCUAUUGUUGUUGCUGUAAAAUACAAUCAAAAUUUGCUGCCUCAAGAAAAAAAAUCAUAAACAAUAAACAUGUCUCGCAUCUUAUUGCAGACUGGAUUUCACACCGUGCAACACUCUUUACUGCGUGUAAUGGUUAUGAUGAUUGGGGAGCUGGACUUUGGCUCAAUCUUUAUUGAUUCAAUCGAUGAAUACAGGAACGAUAAAAAGGAGCGGCCGUUAAAUCCAUUUCCACAAGUUGGGUUCUUCUUCAUCUUCCUAUGUUUGAUUUUACUGGCCGUUGCACUCAUGAAUCUCUUGGUAAGAAAAUUUGAUUCAAUAAGUUUUUGAUUACACAACAGAAUGUCUUUUUGAUCUGCAACCUUACCAAUAUUUGUAAAAUCGAUGUUUUUUUUUGUUAUCAUAUGUGCAUUUGUGUGGUUGUGGCACUGAUUCAAGAGCUUAUUUCGUUUGGGUGUCAAAUGAAAAGAAAGAUAAUGAAAUUGGCCAAUCACAAAGAAGAAGAAAAAAAUCCAGUUGUACUUGAGGUAAAAGCCAGCAAACUGGCAAAAGCGCGGAGUUCUAAGCUUUUCUUUUGUUUUAGGUCGGUUUGGCUGUUGGGGAUACUGAGCAAAUGAAGAAGUUUGCAACAGUGAGAAGAUUGGCCAUGCAAAUUGAGUAUCAAAUUGCAAUAGAAGAAGCCUAUCCUUCUUUCAUCAUCCGCAGAGUCUACCAGAUGGUUUACGUCGAAAAACCAAACAAACACUCGAGACGCAAAAGGUAUGAAAGUAGACUAAAUGAUCACUUCAGUCAAUUUUUUUAAACAGAUGAGUAUGAUAAAGUUCAUUCAGUGACAUAGACGACGUCACCAGGUAAUAUAAAUUAAAAGUUGGACUCCGCAUUAUGUCUAAAUGGAAUGUACAAGGGCAGCACCUGUAUAAAGCGUUCACCUAUGGGAUUGGCAGGGUGACUGUCUAACACAGGUUGAACGUUGCAGACACGUUUUUUUUUUUUUUUUUUUGGUUUUGGUUUUUUGUUGUUGUUUUUUUUUUUUAUCUCGAUCGUCCAGUGGAGCGUUGAGGAGGACGACACAAUAAUGAGCAAAGUUGCCAAAGGCAAAGGAAAAACCCGCGGCAAAAAUGGAAAAACCGGAAAAUGUGCUGAGGAGCAAGACAACAAAUCGACCGACAGCUUUCAAAAUUACAUUCGAGGCGAUUGUUCAUGUUUUUGUAGCAAGGCAUGCAGAAAGAAAAGGAAAUCUCGUUUUUAACAUUAUGUAUGGCAAAUUUUGUUUUGACGGUGACUUCUUUGUUCGAAAUUUGGACGCCAGCGUGGAGCUCCGCCACUGCCAGUCGCUUUCACGGAGGAUUUUUUUCUUUUCUUGCCAGAAUGGUACUCUUUUUCUCUUCUUUGGGCCUGUAUUUUUUUCUUUUCACCAAGGACUUUCUUCCGCUUUUGAUUUUUCCAUGAGCAAAGAUUCUGUAAGCAAAGAGCUUCCACGUGUGAAUUUUGUGAAGUGCGCGAUGUAAACAAAAUAUGGGAAUAGCAUUGAAAUCGAGCCUCAACAUGGGAUUCGCCCAGGUCCGAGAUUAUUACACCUUCUUGAUUUAUGAACUUUUAUUAGAGAAUACGUGUUUCUAAAUAACUCGGUUGCUUUAAAGAUUUCUGGAAAAAAUUUAUGGAAACGUUGGGUUGAAUAUUUGAAUUCGGUUUAGUCAAAUAAAACAAAAAUCGAUAUUUUCGGCCUCUCAAGGUGGGAAGUGACCUUAAUACAGGUAUAUAUGAUUAUAUGAAUGAUUAUCCAAAUUGUUCUGAAUUUGAACUCAAAGUGCUAACAUUGAUUCCGGGAGAUAAAUAUGUAAUAAAUUUGACUUGAGAGAUUAUUCGUAGUUGUAUUUGAGUGGUUCCGCCUUGAGUGACCGCUUAAUACAGGUGGAAGACAAUACAAACAGGCCAUGGGGGCUCAGUCAAGGGUGACCACGACCGCUUAAAAGAGAAAAUUACGGUACUUAAGGGGAAAAAAAAUUCGGAACUUUGACGACCGACCACUUAAUAACUGGUGCCGCUCAACUCAGGUUCGACUGAAUUUCGAUUCUUUUCAUGCUCUUGAAACCAGAAUUAAUGAGCUAUUACGUUGUGAGCCUCAGGGCUGAUGUGCAGGGUACCUCUUAACUUGAUGUGAUGUAGCUUUGCUGGCUGAAGCCUGUGGCUUGCCCAUUAGAUAAUAAUGAUGUCAUCAGUCAAUCUCAGCUUGCAGAAAAACGAUGAAUUUAAUCUUUGCUCGUUUGCGAUUCUUUACAGAGUAAUAGACUGGUUAUAUGCAUGGAUUGAUGAAGCCACUCCAGAGCCAGUUGAUGAUGAAGACAGCAAGCCAAAUGAACUUGCCGUGCUACACGAAGAGAUGACGAAGAACAAGAAAAGGAUUAAGACGAUGAUGGAAAUGCUAGAAGCACAAAACAAUUUGCUUAGAAGUCUAGCACACAGAAUAGACCCCAGCUUUGAGCUACCGCAAGGGAAUGAGGAGGCCAGGGGAGGACGUCGCAUGGAUGGUGUGGAUGGUCCAGAUGGAAAACAUGGCCCAUCACGUGAAGGAGGAACAGAAAGCGAAGUACCGACGGAUGACACAAGCGCAGAAUUCACAAGGGAAGACAAGGCAUCAAAUUCUCUCUUCGAGGGUGGCUUGUAAUUCCCGCUUGGUUCAACGCACUCACUGGAGGCAGUUAAAAGCAUCAAAUGAUCACCCAACAACGUGCUAGAAACGGACGAAUUAAAUAAAAAUGGGACUUGUACCAACAACAACCCUCGCCCGAGAACUUUUUGAUGUGACAAGAAAAAGCUGUAGGAGUAGUUCCUUUUCAGUGAAAACUUCUCACAUGUCAAAGCUUUGCCAAAUGUAUUGCUAAAGUGCAUCUGUGGUUCCAUUUACUGAAACAAUCCGAUAAAAGCGGUAAUGUGUGGACUAGCUGAUGGCCUGACACUUAUUUCUCCUUUACGUUUGCUAAAAACGAUAAGUGUUAAACAGGAAUAUAUUUAAACGGGACGGAAUACGCUCAAGGAGACUUCGUUCCCGUUCAUCAACAGAACGACUUUCUGCCGUUACGUGUUUAAAUGUAUAAUAUGAUUUGAAUAUUUUGUUAGUCAUUUUGUAAUAAUACGUGUAGAUUGCGUACAGAGUUUUUACCCAUGAUUAGCGGUAGAUACCCAUUGCAUAUAAAUGGUCUCGUAGAAAACCUCGAUGAAAUCGUGUGAGAAUUAGUUAAAGCGUUUUCAUAUUAUGGUUUAGAACGAGUGAACACUUGAACAGUACCGAUAGUAACGUUGUUAUAUUAGAGAUGUAACAUCCGUUCAUUUGUAGUUGAACCAGAUAACUAUUCUUUGGCCGACCAACCGAACAUUUCACCAUUCUCAAAUACAUUAUAAUUUUUUCCCUUAUUAAUCAAAACUAUAACAAAAGUUUCGAACGUGAUUGGUUAUCACCAGCCCAAUUUGAACACUGAUAGUACAGUGUACGCGUCAUGCUUGUAAUUGGACAAUGAAUGAUUAACUGUUUUCUUUCUUGCUGGUUAGAAUUAGUAAGAUUUCUUUCCGAAAACAAAUCCGUAUGGAUUCAAGAUCAUAUCUAGAGAAAUAUUUUGAGACCUAACGACAUAACGACCUAACAAGAAUUUCAGCGUCUCUCUGUGAGCAUGUGACAGACUUUUACCAGAUGGUCGAGGAAUUCUACACUUCUAGUUCAUCAACUUUUCAGUUGUUCUGUCGUGAACUGUUCGUUUUAUUUUGCCAAUGGAAAAUCUAUUUCAAUCUUUGCGUGGCACAGGGUACGUUAUGUUCUUGAAUACCAAUCAAUUAAACGUCUGCAAAAUUGUAACGGUCCAAUGGCUUUUGGCAGCGAUUCUUUUAUUGAAGCAGCUACAAUAUUAUCCUUUGUUUAUUCGCACAAAGGAACCAACAAAGCAGGGUAUAUUAGAGAGUCAUAAUGGGGUAAUGGCUUUUACGGCUUAAAUAAAAGGUUGGCCAUUUUUACGCCGAAGGUUAAUUUCCGUGAUGAUUGACAGAAUAUUCUUUGCAAC